UUUCAGUCGAUCUGUCCCUCAAGAUGAAACCCACCAUGAUUCUAAUGAUCUUAUCUUCUGCGAAAUCUCUCCUUCUUUCACCCAUCAAACACUUUAUUCAUGGCGACUUCCACGAUAUCUAUCAAAGGAUGACACUCAUCGAUAGGCUUCUUUUCCUGAUUAUACAUGGUGUUGAUAAGAUAGGGAUUCAGUGGCACCGUUUGCCUGUUUUCCUGGGGCUGAUAUACCUUGCCAUACGGAGGCAUCUUCAUGACGAGUACAAUUUGCUGAACGUUGGGAAAACUCCGGUGGGGGUAAGGUUCAAUGCUGGCGACAUUCCGUUCAGGACAGCUGACGGGAAGUUUAAUGAUCCUUUCAAUGAAGACGCCGGCAGUGAGGGGACUUUCUUUGGCCGGAACAUGCCCCCAGUUGAUCAGAAAGAUAAGCUGCUAAAACCGGAUCCAAUGGUGGUGGCAACAAAACUUCUCGCACGUAGACAAAUCAUAGACACCGGUAAACAAUUUAACAUGAUCGCUGCUUCGUGGAUUCAGUUCAUGAUUCACGAUUGGAUUGAUCAUCUUGAGGCAACACGACAGAUUGAGCUAAAGGCACCUCCAGAAGUAGCCAACCAAUGUCCUCUCAAAUCCUUCAAGUUUUAUAAGACCAAAGAAGUUGACACGGGAUUUUAUGACAUCAAGAAAGGUCAACUUAACAUCAGAACUUCUUGGUGGGACGGGAGUGCAAUAUACGGAAGCAACUCAAGUAAAUUGAAUCAGUUGAGAACAUUCAAAGAAGGAAAGCUCAAGAUCGGAAAAGAUGGCCUCCUUCAACAUGACAAUGACGGAGUUCCAUUAUCAGGCGAUGUCCGUAAUGGUUGGAUCGGUUUAUCAACCUUGCAAGCUCUCUUCAUCCUCGAGCACAAUGCCAUUUGUGAUGCGUUGAAGAAAGAAUAUCAAGAUUUGGAGGAUGAAGAUUUAUAUCGUCAUGCAAGGCUAGUAACUUCUGCUGUCAUUGCCAAGAUCCACACCAUUGACUGGACUGUCGAGCUUCUUAAGACUGACAUGCUUCAUGUAGCAAUGAGAGCAAACUGGUAUGGGCUACUGGGGAAAAGAUUCAAGGAUACAUUUGGACACGUUGGAGGAGCCAUAUUGGGAGGUCUUGUAGGAUUAAAGAAACCCAAUAACCAUGGAAUACCCUACUCACUAACUGAAGAGUUCGUGAGUGUUUACAGAAUGCAUUCUCUCUUACCUGAUCAACUCUUCAUUAGGGAUGUUAAUUCAACACCAGGCCCCAACAAAUCUCCAAAAUUAACCAAAAAGAUUGACAUGAUAAAUUUGCUUGGAAGGAGAGGGGAGAAGGAAUUAUCAGAAAUUGGAUUUACGACACAGAUGGUAUCAAUGGGACAUCAAGCAUGUGGAGCUCUUGAGCUAUGGAAUUAUCCGACGUGGCUGAGGGACGUGGUGCCACAAAACGUUGAUGGCACAGAUCGCCCAGAUCAUGUCGACUUACCAUCCCUUGAGAUUUACAGGGACAGGGAGAGGAAUGUAGCAAGAUAUAAUGAGUUUCGUAGAUCACUCUUUUUGAUCCCCAUUUCCAAAUGGGAAGAUCUGACGGAUGAUAAAGAAGCUAUCAAUACAUUGCGCGAAGUGUACAAUGAUGACGUGGAGCAGCUCGAUAUGUUGGUAGGAAUGGCAGCUGAGAAAAAGAUUAAAGGGUUCGCCAUUAGCGAGACAGCUUUUGUAAUAUUUAUCAUCAUGGCAUCAAGGAGACUGGAGGCAGAUAGAUUUUUCACGAGUGACUUCAAUGAAGAUGUUUACACAAAAAAGGGGUUGGAAUGGGUGAAUACAACAGAGAGUUUAAAAGAUGUGUUGGACAGACACUACCCUGAGAUGACCGAUCGAUGGAUGAACUCUGCAAGUGCUUUUACGGUGUGGGAUGCUACACCAGAUCCUCAUAAUCCCAUCCCUAUAUAUUUUCGUGUGCCUAAAUGAUAGAUGAUUUUUCUUUUAUAUAUAAAUUAGAUUAUCACCCCGUGUUAAAAUAAAUAUCAUUUUUAGAUUGCGG
Messenger RNA from Lactuca saligna, 2043 nucleotides. The record is from the annotation of a GenBank genome assembly. NCBI's taxonomy places the organism in Eukaryota, Viridiplantae, Streptophyta, Magnoliopsida, Asterales, Asteraceae.